Caenorhabditis bovis is the source of this 1473-nucleotide messenger RNA. The record is from the annotation of a GenBank genome assembly. Lineage: Eukaryota; Metazoa; Nematoda; Chromadorea; Rhabditida; Rhabditidae.
AUGAGCUCAAAAAAGGAUGCAUCCAUUGGAUGGAUGUACGAAGGUGCGAAAUCUAGUGUAAAUCGAGAAGAUUAUUUAUUGGGUAAAAAGGUCGAUAAAAACUUUGAAAAAUAUUCGGAUGUUGUUGUGGAUCAGGCGCCUGAAGCAAUUGACACAAUUGUUCAAAAUAGAACCAUUACCACUCAACAAAAAGAUGUUAAAACAACGCUUCUUCAAAAGGAAAUUAUAAAAUCAGAAGAUCCUUUUGUUGCCGUGAAAGUUCGCGAAGAAACAAAGCGACGCGAAAUAAUGGAUAAUCCAUUAAUGAAGAAAAAACUGCAAACAGUGCUGAGGCAAAUGAUGACCGCCAAAAAUGAGAAGAAGCAUAAAAAAAAGAAAAGCAAAAAGCAUAAGAAAGAGAAGAAACGGUCUCGAAGUUCUGAUAGCAGUAGUAGUGAUAGUGAAGAAGAACGCAGUCGAAGUCUCCUGAAAGAAGGAAGGAGAGAUCGACAAGAAGGUCAGGUUCCUCUGAAAAAAGGCGCAAAUCGAAAUCUCCGGCAAGGAGAAGAGUUUCACAUUCUCGAUCUCCAAAAAGAAGCGAAAAACGAAGAUCGAGAUCUCCGGAAGAGCGGCGAGCAAGAAGAAAAUCGUCAUCACGAUCGCCGAGACGCAAUGACAGAAAUCGCGCAUCACCGGAACGGCGUCGGUCGGUUGAAAGAAGGAAUCGAAAACGAUCACGAUCUCCACCAUCAACUAAAAAAUCUCGGUCCAGAUCGCCUGCAAGACGAGGAUCCAGAAGUCCCCGAAAUCGUGAGACACGAGCGAAUCGGCGAUCUAGAACGCGUUCAAAGUCACAUGACAGGCAAAAACACUCGAAUUCACGUAGAAACGAGACUGGUGAAUCCGAACACGCCAGAAAACGAAGCCCUGAAAAGAAGCGAUCAUCAUCAAGAUCGAGGUCGCCGUCUUGGGAUGAGAAGCCGACGUCGUCAAGUGGAAAGUGAAGAAGGCGCUUCAUCAGAAGAUGAUUCGAAACGCUAUGAUUCUGACGACGAUGCGGCAGACAAGAAGAAAAAAUCGUUUGGAUUAGUAGAAAUGCGAACAAAAGACGAGAAAACGGUGAAAAACGAGGAUGACGAUUCGAAAAACGUUUAUUCGCUUAUCAAAAUUCCGACGGGUCGUGGCGGCAAUGCGUCGCGCGAGAAACGCGAACGCAAAGUGCUCACCGAUGAGGAAAAAGCGGCGAGAUUGAAAGAAAUGCAGGAGAACGCGAAAUGGCGUGAAGAGGUUCGCGCGAGGAAUAUGAAUCGCGAUCAAGAGGAUGAUAAGGAAGAGCUCGAAGAGCUUGAUAAGAACGGAUACGCUCCAUCGUUUAUCAGAAACCAAAUGAGAGACGCCUGCGACGACAUGACCGUCGAGAAGCGGCUGCAGAGCAACAAGAAGGGUGUUCAACGAUCGCAUGGUUACAUGGAUCGAAGUUUUGCAAGAAAAUAA